AUGCCUAUCCCUGCGACUGGAACACCCGUUGGCCUCGAGAUCCCCGUCAAGGACACAAAGCGUGCCGCCGCCUUCUACAGCGCCGUGUUCAACUGGUCAUUCUCUGCUGAGACCAAUGUCGGUGCCCCCGAGGAAUACCUGCUCGUCUUUAAGGUCGCUGGCGAAAUGUUCCCUGGCGGCGGAAUCAUCAAGAAGAUUCCCGAGGGAGACCUUGCUGCUUCUGGAUCUACCAAAAUCUACCUCUAUGUAGAUGAUAUUGAGGCUGCCAUUGAGAAAAUUGAGGCGAACGGCGGGAAGAAGCUUGGCGAGAAGGAGGCGGAGGGGGACCGGGCGUUCUACCAGUACUUUCAAGACUCUGAGGGUAAUGCCCAGGCACUUUACAGCUACAACAAGUAA
Molecule: messenger RNA, 396 nt
Organism: Penicillium atrosanguineum
Lineage: Eukaryota; Fungi; Ascomycota; Eurotiomycetes; Eurotiales; Aspergillaceae
Product: VOC family protein
Exons: 3
Coding region: 1-396 (131 amino acids)
Source: RefSeq, a predicted model, not a curated record